AUGUCGCCAGCAGCCAUCCACCAAUUGCAUCUCUUCAUCUUCUUCCUCGUUGCUGGUCACAUCGUCUACACCUGCAUCACCAUUGUCAUCGCGCGUGCCAAGGUAUCCACGUGGCACAGGUGGGAGAACAAGUGCCAGGAGAAGAUGAAGCAAAGGAAGGGCGCGGUAUCAGGUCAGCUCACCCGCGCGCUGCAAGACCGGAGCUUCAUUCUCCGCCACACAGGACCCCUCGCCAGCUUUCGCCGCCGCGUGGCAGCUGACGUGGCACCUGACGUGGCAGAUGCCGGUUCCAGCUCAGCAGGUGGCAGAUAUGACGUGGAGCAGCCCCCUCCCGGCGUGGGGCAGGAGCCGGAGCUGGCGAGAACCUUCCAGGAAAUUGUCAAGGAAGGGGAAGAGGCGAAAGCCCAGGGGAGUCAGGAGCAGCAGGUUCGGGAGCAGGCUCGGGCACAGGAGGCUCGGGAGCCGGCUCGGCGAAGCUCGAAGUUGCAAGUUCACUAUAGCGAUGAAGAUGACGUGGCAGAGGAGGAAGAGCCGGAGCAUUUCACGUGGAUAGGGGAGGAGGAGGAGGGGGAUGACCUGGAUACGGUGUAUGAGGACGAGGAGGAGAGAGAGGAGGAGGAGAAGAAGGAGAAGGAAUGGAGGAGGGAGAAGGGGAUGAAGGAGGGGGAGGCAGGGGAGAAGGGGAAAAAGCGGCUGACUCGCAUGGCAACAAUGGCGCGGAAAGAGGCGAGCACUGAGCUGACCGUGUGGCAGUCUUUGGUGCUCACAGUGGUGCUUUGGAGUGGGGAAUGGGUGGAAAUAGGGAGCAGGGGCUUUUAG
Closterium sp. Naga37s-1 is the source of this 819-nucleotide messenger RNA. The record is from the annotation of a GenBank genome assembly. Lineage: Eukaryota; Viridiplantae; Streptophyta; Zygnematophyceae; Desmidiales; Closteriaceae.